AUGAUGCUCAACUUUCUCCUGCGCUCAUUGUUCCCAGUCGUCGCAGUGGCUGUUCUCACUGCUGCUAAAGUUGCUGAAAGUCAGAAGGCUGCUGUGGACAACAGGUUAUCCUCCACCCCAUCGCCAGUUCAUCCCACCAUCAACUUUCAAGUCCUCAAUGUGGAUCAUGUGUUUUUGAGGCAGGAAAGUCCAGAGUCAUCCAGGAACUCCAGCCUGAAGGCUCAGACUCAGACUUUUCUCAUUACUGGUAAUGGCGCUGGGCUCCAGCCAGCUGUCAACUCUUCAUACGGCCCCCUGAGUGUGGAUGCCCCGAUUCCUCCAGAUCUGCUCCUCAGUGGGCGCAGGAUCCUGCCCGUCAUUCUGGUCCGCAAGGUUCGUUCCUCAUCCCCUGUUGUCAAGAUUCUCUUUCACAUGCCCACGGAAAAUGACAUCACUUUUGGGCAAGAAAGGAUGGGGUCUGAAGACGAUAAUGGCAGGAAAAGCGCUGGAGCCAAGACAAAGGACCGAGCUCACUGUGUGACUGCUUACGCCUUCUGGGAGACGAGGGAAGUUCGUGGGGCAUGCCUGGUGUUUCCGGGUGGAUUCUGUGUGGCACAGCUUCGGCCAGAAGCGGCGUGGUUCAGCUCAGGCAGCCGAUCAGGCAGCUCUAGCAAGGAAGCAGGAAGAACCGAAGGAAUUAAGGGGCUUCAGGGGAAUCUUGUGGAAGUCUACUUCCAGAGUCGGAGGGAUCGGACAGGCCAGUGUAACCCGCAGGAUAGCCUGCAACGUGUAGGAGUAGGAAGAGGAAGAGACUCUGGGGGAUCAGGGACACCAAUGAGGCGAAUAGGAAGUGUCAAUCUGCUCAAAACUCUGCCAGGGAACCCCACCUAUUUUCGACUGAGGCUGGGAGGCGCCUUGGUGAUCCAGACUUCUUCCAAGCCCCUGAAGGCCACAGACAUUGCAACUUUCUAUGUCUUGCUGGCGAGCACAUCUACCCUGGAAACCUUUACUCUCAGGGCAACAGUGAAAGCGGGCCUGUCAUUCAGCGCGGCGCGGCCCAGUGACACAGCGCUGUGGGACAUCGUCGUGGAGCCUGGCAGAGAAGCGACUCCCAAUACUGACUCCGUCGUCUGCCAGAGGAAGGUUGCUUUCACCGCAAAGAGGGGUCUUCUGGAGGUUUUACAACUGGACUUUGUGCCAAAAGAUGUUUCGGAGCAGGCUGAGAGUCAGACGGUCUCCUGGCGCCUGGAGUUGCCAGGGAACAUCAAAGAUGUGGGCAUAAUGCGGAUCUACACAACUCAGAGAGAUUAUGUGGGGCUGGCACCUCUGGUCAUGAACACUGAUAUCUUGAAUACUGCUGUCCUGACGGGUGAAACGGUGUCGGUACCUCUGAGAGCUCUGGCUAUCGAGGCCGAUGGCUCAGUCAAGGAUGUGACCAACUACACCAGCUGUAGGUCUACGGAGCAGGAUGUCCUCAAGGUGUCAGAGCGAUGUGAAUAUGCGUAUGUAAACGGGAAGGAGACAAAAGGGAGGAGCAGGGUGAUGCUCAACUUUACUUACGGUUUCCUGACCGCCCAGCUGGAGAUGAGUGUAUGGAUGCCCCGUCUGCCCUUGCUAAUUGAUGUGGCCGACCCCGAGCUCAGCCAGAUCAAAGGCUGGCGAGUCCCUGUUACUACAGGCAGCAGGAGGUCGACAUGGGACAGCGACGAAGAGGAGGAGAUGAGGAAGGGCAGGGGUUGCAUGCUGCAGUACCAGCACUCUACACUCAAGGUGCUAACAUCAUUCAUAGCCCAGGCUGAUGCUGAGGUGCCGCCUGACCCGCUUACUGGGGGAGAGCCUGUUGAGUUCUUCCUGGGUCCUGAUUGGCAGGUGGAUGUGACCAACCUUGUUCGGUCUUCUAUAAAAGUGGCACAUCCUGAUGUAGCCAGAGUGCAGGGUGGGGUGGUGCUGCAGGGACGGGCUGUUGGCACUACUACCGUACAGGUGCUGUCCCCUCUGACAUCAUCGGUCUUGGCUGAGAGGAGCAUCAGGGUGGUGGAUGAUAAAGUGAGCGUGACAGAGCUGGGGGUGCAGUUGGUUUCUGGACUCUCUCUGUCCCUGCAGCUCAGCCCAGGGAGCAACAGGGCCAUCGUUGCCACGGCAACCACCCGGGAGACGAUCACGCAGCUCAAACAGGAAGCAGCGGUCAGCUGUUGGGUUCAGUUCAGCGAUGGCACAGUCGCUCCACUGGAGCUGUUCGACAGCAGCAUCUACUCUCUGACGGUCUCUACCCCAGACGAUGGGGUGGCCACGGUACGCCGCACCCCGCAGUCCACCUUUUUAGUGGCGCAAGGUGAAGGUGGAGGCCAGGGGGCGCUGGUGAGAGUGGAGAUGAGGAUCUGUGAGGAAUGCCAGAAGUCCAAGAGGAAGAGCAAGUUGGCAGUGGGCAGUGGGCUCCUCAGGAUCAACUUCCAGAGUAGCAGCAGAGUCGUAGAAGGACGCGGUGUCGUAAAUAAUAAAGAUGUUGAUGGCGGUGCAUUAGAAUUGGUAGGAGCGCUCAAAACGACACAGCGUGCCAAUGUGGAUGAAUGGUUGUUCAGUAGCACAGUAGUACCCGACCAGGGAGAGUCCACUACCACCCCAACCACGUUUUCAACAAGACCUACGCAGCCAUAUGUUGUGUUGACUAGAACCACAACCAGAGCUACGAGAAGUAACUCAUAUACUGCCAUUCCCACAACUGCCACGACAACUAUGAGCAAAACAAGCUUAAAUACAUCACUGAGCACUGUCAGACCUAAAGAUACCACAGUGGGUUUAGUUAAUAAACAAGAGGGGCAGAAGAGAAGCUAUGGAAACAUGCUUGACAGCCCCAAUUCACCCUCAAACAAAGACAUCACUAAAGCAGAAGUAACAACCAAGAAGGAGCCUCCUCAAUCUAAAACUCCGAAAGUAAUUGAGAGCGACCUCAUUAGGACAUUCAGAGCCAUGUCGGACAUGGAAAUCGGCAUGUAUGCCUUAGUUGGGGUCUCCUGUAUAGCUAUCUUGGCUUUUUUGCUCAACUGUGCUUCGUAUAAACUAUGUUUCCGGAAUCAAAAGACGCCCAUACAGGCAGGCCCGUUACCCAUGGGGGACCCGAAGGACCACAAGCACGACUGGGUGUGGCUGGGAACCAACAGUGAUAGCGCUCCUGACCCGGGUGCCCCGGCUCAAGUGUCCACACUCAAGCGCGAGGCUCACCGCCCUCAGGAGUCCCAUCAUUCCAUAGACGCAAUCGGCCACUGCAACAUGGAGGGCAACCUGCCCACCGUGAGUGUCGCCGCCAUCCCCGAAAGAACUGCCACCCUGGGCCGCAGCAGGAACAGCUCCCAGCAGCAGCAGUUUCAGGGAAAGGCGAUGGACCCCAUGGCGAACCGUUCAGCCACCUUGCUGGCCAGGCCACAUCGCAGCGAGCCGCUUCAUUCCCCCACCAGCAAGCGGAACCAGGUCCAGUUCACCACCUUCACCACGCUGGACAUCAAGCACUUGGCUGCGCUGAAGAAGAAUGGCGUGGACUUAAACUGGGCCAACCAGCAGACUCUGCAACACCAGGUCCCGGCCGAGUCCCAGUCACCUUUACCUGACAUGCCGUGGCCUGUGGUCAAACCUCUAGGAGAGAACCAGUGA
Molecule: messenger RNA, 3624 nt
Organism: Cyclopterus lumpus (lumpfish)
Lineage: Eukaryota; Metazoa; Chordata; Actinopteri; Perciformes; Cyclopteridae
Product: transmembrane protein 132D
Exons: 10
Coding region: 1-3624 (1207 amino acids)
Source: RefSeq, a predicted model, not a curated record